Messenger RNA from Salvia splendens (bonfire salvia), 501 nucleotides. RefSeq lists its product as uncharacterized. Gene Ontology annotation, cellular component: membrane. The coding region runs from base 1 to 501 and encodes 166 amino acids. The transcript is spliced from 2 exons. The record is from RefSeq and is a predicted model, not a curated record. NCBI's taxonomy places the organism in Eukaryota, Viridiplantae, Streptophyta, Magnoliopsida, Lamiales, Lamiaceae.
AUGCAACCAGAUCUAUGCUCAUUAGCAGAGAAAAUAUGGACUGAAAUCCAGAAAUUAGAGCGGCUUCGUGUGCUUGAGCUGAUCAAGAACCCUCCGAUCCUUCAUGAUGCAGUGAAAGUAGGGAACGUCGAGCUUAUAACUAUGCUUACCAGCACUUACCCCGAUCUUUUAUGGGACACAGACAGCGUCGGAUAUACUAUAUUCCACAUUGCUGCCAUAUAUCGACAAGAAAUUGUGUUCGGACUCAUUCACGAAACAGGAGCUGCAAAACAUUUCAUUGCAAUCUCACAAGACCAAAAUGGUGACAACAUUUUGCCUUUAGCUGCCAAGUUAGCACAUCCAAAUGCAAGGAGGAUCGUCACCGAAUCCGCUAUUGAAAUGCAAAGGGAGAUAGUUUGGCUCAUGGAAGUUGAGGCGAUUGUACCACCACCGUGUUUGGAGACUCCGCAAGAGUUAUUCUCAAAGGAGCACGAAAGCUUGCAAGAGAAGGCGGAAACAUGA